GAUUGCUACGCCAAAUGACUACGAGGUCUAGUUCCUCGAGAGGUAGGAGACAUGCCUACGUCCGCACGAUUUGCGACAUGGAGGAGCCAUUGCCCCUUCUCGUGAGGAGGUUUCGGGGUGUCGAAAAUGAAGAACGAGGCUUGGGCACUCAUGUGGCUUGCAUGAGAGAUGCCUUGCCAAGCGCGGCAGUGCUAGUACUGUAAGACGGAGUAUGAGAGCGAGCAAAGUGUGAGAGAGCAGACUAUCCAUGAGAGAGCGCCAUGGCCGAGAUUGUUGGGCUCAUCACUGCCAUCGGAACCAUUGUCGCGUCAGGUUUCAAGAUAACCCGGGCCAUCGGCGCAAUCCAUGAUGACCUUGGAGCCGCGACAGCUAGUAUCAAGGCCAUUGCCGCCGAUACCAGUUUUGUGACUAUGGUUUUGGGCCAGAUUAGGGACACGAUCAGCGCGAACCGGGUGACAGACAGCGACACGCUCAAGAUCCUGGGGGAGAUUGUAUCGCGAUGCAGGACCGAUAUCGAGGAAAUCGAGAGCUUGGUUCUUCCGCUUCUUACCAAUGUUAAAUCCGGGGGAUCUCUGAGCAAGAGGCGGCGAAUUCGCUGGCUUUUCGCCAAGUCCAAAAUAUGCAGCCAGCUGGCCGCCUUGGGGUCGUUGAAAUUGACGCUGUCUCUUUUCAUCCACACCAUGCAGCUCUCAGAUGGGUAUAAUACCGAGUAAGUAAUUCUAGCAGGACGUUGUCAUCGUUGAUUUCCGGUUCAGAAGAAUUCAAGCAGGAAAUCCUGAACGCCAUACACGAGUCUAAACAUACCAAGACGACUUUUCUUGAUGCUGAGCGAGUGGAUCAGGCGGC
Molecule: messenger RNA, 846 nt
Organism: Canariomyces notabilis
Lineage: Eukaryota; Fungi; Ascomycota; Sordariomycetes; Sordariales; Chaetomiaceae
Exons: 3
Coding region: 261-713 (150 amino acids)
Source: RefSeq, a predicted model, not a curated record